Messenger RNA from Daldinia childiae, 2403 nucleotides. Its product is annotated as Protein bir1. Lineage: Eukaryota; Fungi; Ascomycota; Sordariomycetes; Xylariales; Hypoxylaceae. Bases 1 to 2403 code for a protein of 800 amino acids. The record is from RefSeq and is a predicted model, not a curated record. The transcript is spliced from 4 exons.
AUGGAUACCGACGAGGCUCCCGAUCGUUACUUUACCUAUGAUGGUAGAUUGGCGUCAUUUCAAUCCACACACCGACCAUCUGGUAUUAAAGGAAAGGCUUCAAAGGCGCUUACUUGGCCGCACAAACAACUUGACCCAGUCCAAUUUGCUCAAGCCGGAUUCUACUUCGACCCUUCCCCCGAAGCACCCGACAACACUGUUUGUUUCCUUUGCGUAAAGGCGUUCAAGGGAUGGGAAGAGAAUGAUAGCCCAUUGGAGGAACACCUACGACUGUCACCACGUUGCGGCUGGGCUAUCGUCGCCGCUAUCGAGGCAGGCCUAGGAGAUUAUGGCUACGAUGAUCCUAGCGAUGUACCAAUGGCUGAAGCGCGGAAAGCUACAUUCGGGGGGCUCUGGCCUCAUGAAGGGAAGAGAGGAUGGAAGUGCAAAACCAAACAGCUUGUGGAAGCCGGUUGGAAAUACACACCGACUGCAGAUUCGGACGAUAUGGCAACUUGCACCUACUGUUCUCUCGCGCUUGACGGUUGGGAACCCAAAGAUAACCCAUUGGAUGAGCAUUAUAGGCGGUCUCCAGACUGUCAGUUUUUUGCAUUGUUGAACCAAUAUCAGAAGGGUCCAACAAAGAAGAAAGGUAGAGGCAAGGGUGUUAGAGCCUCCCAGUCGUCCAGACUAUCCUCUCAGUCCAUCGCUACGACUGUUGCGUCUGACGCAACAUCAUUCCUUGAGCCUCAGGUUGAUCAUGACGAUAGCGUUAUGACUACUACGUCUGUCAUGACCCAAGGUGGCACAAAGCGGAGUAGGGCAAAAAAGACAACGGCCUCCAAGGGCAAGAGGACUCGAGCGAAGAAGGAAGAGGUGGUCGAGGUGCUUGAAGAUUCCCCUGAACCGCAAGAGGAACCGGCACCCCCAACGCCGCCACCGAAGGCUACCCGUGGACGCAAGCGAGCUAGUGACCCCCUUGAAGACUCGGAGCUAACAAUGGCGGACGUCCCAGCAGCUAAGAAGAGAGCUACGCGCACACGGAAGGCAAGUGUUGCUGAGGCUUCCGUUACUGAACAGGAACCCGACCAGGAAAUGUCCGACAUAGAUCCAGCUCCUAAGCCGAAAGCGAAAGGAAAGAAGGCCAGAUCAACUAUCACUCGCAAGACUAGAAAGGCCUCUACAGCAUCUACUAUAUCAAAUAUUUCCCUCCAAGGAGAUGCUGCUCAUAUGAUGGAUGACGAAGAACUUGAUAGACAACUACAGGCCGAUCUUGACCGACCGUUGUCAGACGACGAAAAUAUUGCAGCCGAUUCAGAUUCAGACCGAAAGAAAGUCUUACCUAAGCAUAAGAGCAAGAAGGCUGCCGUUCAGAAAAAAGACCCUGCAAGUCAAAGCGAAGCAUCGAAUGAUCAUGCUAUGUUCGACCCUCAGCCCCCUCAUAUUGACGAGGCAGUAGUUGAAGAUGAGCUGAAAGCGCUAGAAGCCGAGAUGGAAAUUGAGCGAGUUGAAACACCUCCAAUUCCAAAGAGGGGUCGUAAAGUAGGUUCCAAGAAGGCCUCGAAGCAAACAACAAAAAAAGCUAAAGAGGCCGAGUCUGCUGCGCCAGAUGUCGAGACGGCAGCUGUAGAUGAAUUAGCCGAAGGUCAUGACGUGAGUAUUGCCAGCAACUCAACUAUGGUCCGAACUAGCCUUGCGUCGAAUGCGGCUCCUAGGAAACGUGGUCGGCCUAGUAAAAAGGCUUCAAUAGUAACUCCAGACCCGAAUCCUGAUGAACUUGCCGAUGCUGAGGUUAGGGCUCCAUCCGAACCUAUUGACGUCGGCAAUUCCGCUGAAAAAAUACCUGCAACAAAGACGAAGACUCUCUCCCCCGCAGCAGCGUCUUCUCCUUUGGUCAGUAAACCUUUACCUCCACCGCCAAUGGAGUCGGAUGAGCCCCAGCCUCCUUCAACGCCAAUUGCCUUAAAAUCUCCAGCCCCGGCGGCAAAUCAGGCGGCUUUGUCACCAUCGCAGUCGCCUCAGGCUUCUGAUGCUGAAAAUGAGCCCCCAUCUUCGAAGCCCUCAAAUACUGCAAAUAGCUCCCGAAUUGUCCUGGCUCCCAUUACUGCUACGCCUAUACGCACCUCACCAUCCAAACGAAAUGUUGUGGCUGGAUUACAGAGUAAUACUCCCUGGGCUGCUGUCGAUGUGGAUAUGGUUUUCGAGGAUAUAGAUAAAGAGAAUACCUCAGGAUCAGCGAAGUUCUUGAAAAGCGGUUCUGAUCUCACUAGCCCUGAGAAGCGAAUGACUGUCGAGGAGUGGAUCUACCACAACGCUGAAGAAGCCGAGAAGAAGUUAAAACACGAAUGUGAGACCAUGGUCACAGCCUUCGAGAAAGAAGGAACGAAAGCUAUGCAAGCUCUUGAAGGCCUUAUCGUCGACUAG